Molecule: messenger RNA, 1008 nt
Organism: Hyposmocoma kahamanoa
Lineage: Eukaryota; Metazoa; Arthropoda; Insecta; Lepidoptera; Cosmopterigidae
Product: enoyl-CoA hydratase, mitochondrial-like
Exons: 6
Coding region: 50-943 (297 amino acids)
Biological process (GO): fatty acid beta-oxidation
Cellular component (GO): mitochondrion
Molecular function (GO): enoyl-CoA hydratase activity
Source: RefSeq, a predicted model, not a curated record
UCAUUAUUGAUUCAGUGAGAAAACUACUACUAAGUGGUAUUGUUUAAAAAUGACUUCAGCCGGCGCAGUAACCCGCAUUUUGCUCAGAAAAAACCUGCUUAAAAACGGGCGUGUGGCUGCUCUACCCAAUACGGGUUUUGUGAAGUUCUACAGCGCAGCACCAACAUACGAAAACAUUAAAAUAAAUGUAGUGGGGUCAAAGAAGAAUGUAGGUCUGAUCCAACUGAAUAGGCCCAAGGCCCUGAAUGCCCUAUGCAUGCCGCUGUUUAUCGAGCUCGGAAAAGCCGUCAAAGACUUCGACGCCGACGGUACCAUUUCUGCCAUAAUUAUUACUGGCAAUGAGAAGGUUUUCGCAGCUGGCGCUGACAUCAAAGACAUGCAAAAUCAGACAUACAGUUCACUUCAGAGAGCUGGAACCCUUAAGGGGUGGGACGAAGUCUCCAACUGCGGCAAGCCUGUCAUUGCAGCUAUCAACGGGAUCGCUCUAGGUGCCGGCUGCGAGCUAGCCAUGCUCUGUGACAUAAUCUACGCAGGCGAGAAGGCCCAGUUCGGUCAACCAGAGAUCAACAUCGGCACCAUCCCCGGCGCCGGCGGCACCCAGCGCCUGCCACGCUACGUCGGCAAGUCUAAAGCCAUGGAGAUCGUGCUCACUGGCAACUUUUUCAGUGCGCAAGAGGCGGAGAAAAUGGGUCUAGUGGCCCGCGUGUUCCCUGUAGAGAAACUCUUGGAAGAAACAAUCAAGCUGGCCGAGCGCAUCGGCACGCACUCGCCGCUUAUCGUCAAGUUGGCCAAGCAAGCCGUCAACCAGGCCUAUGAGACCAAUCUUGCAGCUGGUCUACUGUAUGAAAAGUCCAUAUUCUACGGCACAUUUGCCACGAACGAUCGCAAAGAAGGAAUGACUGCAUUUGUUGAAAAGAGAGCGCCCCGUUUCAAGAAUGAUUGAGCGUCGUUUACAAGAAUAGAAAAUUGUUGAUAUUGAAUCAUAUAAUGUCUGAAUAUACAUUUUAU